AUGAUAAAAAGCUUUGAAGAUGAAAUAGAAUUUAACAAAGAAGAUAUACCUGAUGUUUUAUAUCUGUUUUUUGAUGAAGUUGAACUGAUAAUUAGGAGUAAUGAAAGGAGCGAAGAUAUUAUCACAGAAAUUGAAAACAUCUCCCCAUAG
Messenger RNA from Entrophospora candida, 150 nucleotides. Lineage: Eukaryota; Fungi; Glomeromycota; Glomeromycetes; Entrophosporales; Entrophosporaceae. The record is from the annotation of a GenBank genome assembly.